Hydra vulgaris (swiftwater hydra) is the source of this 3684-nucleotide messenger RNA. Lineage: Eukaryota; Metazoa; Cnidaria; Hydrozoa; Anthoathecata; Hydridae. The record is from RefSeq and is a predicted model, not a curated record.
AGAGGAGAAAAUAAAAAUGACUGACAUUCUAGUUUCUGCUAGAAGAACCGAAUCUCACGAUCUUGAUGAAAUUUUAAAACUUGUAAACGACAAAUCAAGAGAAAUGUUUGGAAGAGUUAAUCUUGCUCACAUAGUUGAAAAAGCAAAUUUUAGUUUGACAAUUAUAGAUGAAAAACAAUCGAUUGUUGGUCAUGCUUCUUUUUAUGAUUAUCCAAACAUUGAAAAUCCUGACUGGUAUUAUUGGUUAAAUACAAAUUAUGAAGUUGCCAAAGAAUGUUCACCAAUGAAUUCUCUGUUCUUGCAUUAUAUCGUUUCAAGGGAAUCAAUUACUGAACAAGUUGAGAAAGAAAUUGUGAGGACGAUUUUUCAAGCAAUACCGCUAUUACACUUUGUUAUUUUUCUUCUACCAAUAAAAGUUAAUCUUAGUAAUUCUUUGAGUAGAAUAUUUACACAGAUCAAUUCAAUUGAUGGUUUUGUUUCCGACUACAAAGUUACAAUGUGUUAUCGUCAUAAUCAUUUUCCUGUACUUCAUAUAAGACCAGCAAGAAUUGAAGAUCACGAUGAUUUAAAACUAAUAUACGACCAGUAUAAUAAUGAUCUUGUUAACAUUUAUGGUCAUUUUUUUUUGUCGGAAUUGAUAGAAGCACAGGAUGAAGAAAACAUAUGUCUUGUUGCUGAUGUUAAUGGCACUGCAGUUGGUUUUUUUAGUGCUAGUACUCAAAUUGAUACUAAUAUAAUAAAAGAAAACUUUGAUCUUGAAGUCUAUGAGAAUUUUUCAAAAAAAAUUCUUCAAAGAAAAGAAAUUAAUAAGAAAACUGAGCAGUUAUCUUUAGACAGAAGUUCUGUUGUGAUCACUUCUGAUAAUGCUUUCCUUAAGAAAACAUUGGGAUCCAUAAUGAACAUGAAUUAUAAACAUUCAGUUUCCUCUGCAAACAUAGAGCAACCAAAACUCAAUAACUAUUUACAAACAAGAAAUCCAGAUGUACAAACUCAAGUUGAGUAUGUUAAUGAGAAUGUGCUUGUCGAAAGUGUGUUUUUUAUCCAGUUAUUUUUUAUUGACAAUAAAUACGAGAUGAGAUCAAUUGAUUUUCUUCCAGCUGUUUUUGAGAUAUUUAAGAAAGAUUAUCUAGUGGUUACAAUACCUCAUAGUGUGCCUGAGUUUCCAUUGUUGCAAUGUUUUCAGCGCAUCCCUCCUAAAUGCAAUAGCAUAUUUUCUCAAGAACUUUAUGUUUUUAAUAGAAACGGAUUCUUUAGAUCUUUCAGAGUUCGUGCUUUAACUAAAAAAGAUUUAGAAGGGGUUACAGAUUUAAUAACAAACAUUAAAGGAAGCAAAUACAUUAUUGAAGAUGCUAUUCGCUACAAUAAAUACAGAAGAGACAAUAAUGGUACUGGCAUAUUUGCAUAUGUUGCCGAGGUGUAUGAUCAAAUUGUUGGUCUUUGCAUAUUUAGACAGGAAAACGAAAUAGAGUAUAUUCGAUCACAUUACAACAUAGAAGAUUAUAUUUACUUUAGUUUUUAUGAAGCAGAUGAACAUGCUCGUCUUUACCAUUUUGUAUUAAAUCCAAUAUUUCAGCAUUAUUCAACAUAUUUUUUAAUGGAAGCUCUUACAUUGUCUAAGAAGUCUUCCCUUUAUUAUACUCUUUACCCAGGAAACGAGAUGAAAAUUGGUUGCAGUCUUCCAACAUGCAUUAACAACUUUGUACCUGUUAGUGUUAGAAAGCAAAUUGUAUAUCCAUUACAAGAUUUAGAAGAAAACUCCCCAAUGUCAAAUAUUCUUGAAGAAAAGGAACCAUAUGCAAUGUAUCACUUUAACCGAAAAAUGACAUUUGAACAUAAGGCUGUUGUUAAUGUUCGUGUUGUUGUUGUUGGAAGCUCAGAUGUUGGUUUAUCGUUCUUACAAUCUUUAGUUUAUCGCUCUGAUGUGCUAUUUAAUAAUCUCACUUUGGUAUCUGAUAAUGAUGUUUUUAACAUAUACGAUAGCAGUGAUGAUAAUAAAUUUUUUGAUAGUUUUCAAUUUGAGAACUUUCUUCCAAGUCAAAAUUUCAACCAAAAAUCACUCAGUUUGUUAUCAUUGAGAACAUGGGUAAAUUUUGUGUAUGGAAAGUUGAAAAAAAUUGACAGAGAGAAAAGAUUAAUUUAUGUUAACAAUAAUGCUGUACCUUACGAUCAACUUAUAUUAUGUACUGGAGAAUCGUUCCAUUGUACUGUGCCAACAGAUAAAAGCAUUAACAAGUUAAAAAACAUUGAUAAACACACUAGUCAAGUGAAUCCAAAACAGAAAGAUAUGCAAACAUUAAGUGGUGUUAAUGAUCAAAUACCAAAUGGUGUGUAUGCAUUGAACUCGAGCAAAGAUGUCUGUGCAAUCUUCAAAUGGUUAAAGUCAAUUCCAAAUGAUGAAACUAUUAUUGUUUAUGGAUCUUCCUUGGAAGCAUAUGUUUGUAUUAAUGGGUUAGUUUUAUAUGGGUGGAGUGGUGUCAACAUAAAGUAUGUUUCUCCAUUGACUGAAACUUCAAAUCUAUUUGGGGACACUCAUGUUACUCAAGUAAUUGUAAAAACACUUCAAAAAUAUGGUGUUGAAACUUAUUAUGAAUAUACAUUGUCAAGAUGGUUCUCUUCUGAACAAUCAGCAAAUAUUGAAUCAGCAGUUUUUACUUCUAAGUCAUCAAGUCAAAUUAUUUUGAAUUGCAAAAUGUUGUUAUGUCUCGAAAGAAAAACAGUGGAUUACGACAUAUUUAAAGCCAUAAAUGACAGUUGCUUAGUGUUUGAUGGUAAAUUGGUAAUUGACUUAAAAUUUCAAACAAAUGAUCCAAAUAUUCUUGCUGCUGGUCCUUUAACAAAAUAUAGCCGACGUUUUUAUAGUGAUAGUUUCUCUCAUGCAUAUUUUAACUCUGAAGAAAUAGGUAUAAAACUUGCACAAUAUUUUUUUGAAAAACUGUAUCCGAACAUAGAUAGCAUUUCAAAAAAAGAUCCCGAUCUUGCAGUUCAUUUUCAAAAGCCGAAGUUGGUGUACUGCAAAUUGCUAGGUGAUUUUUCAUACUUUCGUGUGUGGAAGCAAUUUAGUGAAAAUUUUUGUUCAACUGGUCGAGAUAUUUCAACUGGAGGUGAACGGAUAGAAGAUGUACAAAAUUAUUUCAGGUUGCAUAUAAACCAAUAUAGUACAAUUGAUGAAAUUGUAUGCCUCUCAUCUCAGGUAAUAGAUAAAGAUAAUUUAAAAUGUUUAUUUGGUGUCCAUACAAGUUACCUUGGUAAUUUAACAGAAAGAUUUGAGAACGGUCUUAUUACUGAUUUGUAUAGUUAUUUUAGACAAUCGUGGUGUUUGCCGAUAUACCAUGAUCGCUUCACCGAUUUUCGAUGUGAGAUCCGAGAUAUUUUUAAAAUAUCAGAUUCAGCAACCAGUUUAUCGUUAGAAGAACAAGCUAAAGUAUUAGCACAUAAUUUACAAUUAACUGACGAAACCCGAAAGCGUCUCCUAAAUACAUUUGUUGGCAGCGGGUAUAAGAAAUCGAUCGAGAAGAAAUUGUUACUUUUCUUAAACUACAAUAAAUAUCAUCUUCCAAUGUUUGCAGAACCUUCGAUGUUUUAGUUUUUAAUUUUUUGGUUUAUUCAUCAUUUAUAUAACUUUAUUUUUAGUUUAUGCGUUGUAAAUUAAUUUUUACGGUUGAAUUAAUUUUUUUUUUUGAAUUG